AUGCAAUUUACAAUCCUAACAUUGUUGCUAACCCUCUUUGUUUCUAGCUUGGUUAGGGCUAAUGAUCCAGAUUUAGACCAGUCAAUACUUGAUGCUGAAAUGAAUAUCUUGUUGAGUGAUUUCACCAAUAAUGAAAUAUCCUACGUUUCUUAUAUUUAUAUGAAUGCCCCAUCACUUGGUGCAAUGUUAUACAGUUACCAAGAAAUAUAUGAAACCAACAAACAAGCAACAUAUACUGAUAUUAAUUUAUCGGAAUUUUCUGCAAUGGUUCAACCAAUGCCAAUGUACACCGUGAGAGUAAGUGAGCAAUUAGAACAAGCUGUGGCAAGUGUUGAACGUACUUAUGUGUCACCCUUUUCUUUACCAACUGCAUACACCACUACAGUUGUUGAGGGUGCUUCUACUGUUUCUGAAGUUAUUUCUUUUAUUUCCACAAAUGUUAACGGAUUACCAGCUACACAAACUACUACUUCCACUAUUCCACCACCAUUUUCUUUACCAUCAGCAUACACCACAACUAUUGCUGAUGGUGCUUCUACUGUUUCUGAAGUUAUCUCUUUUAUUUCCACAAAUAUGAACGGAUUACCAGCCACUCAGACUACCACCUCUGUUAUUCCACCAGCAUACUCACAACCUGCUGUCUAUAACACCACAUUCGUUUAUGAAAAUACCACUGUCACAGGUCUUAUUUCCUUCUCUCCAAAAAUCGGUGCCAGUGGUCAGACAAUAACCGCCACAGCAACAUCAUUAUUUCCAGUGUUGAGGAUGCGUACAGUUACCACCACCGUGUGGGAACCUUUCACCUCCACCAUGUUUACCACGGAUUCUCCAAUGACGAUUAAUUCUACUGUAUGGAUCACUACGACAAUUAAAAAUACCGUUGAUGAACCAGUAACCCUCCGCAUCUAA
This is a messenger RNA of Naumovozyma castellii, 909 nucleotides long. RefSeq lists its product as uncharacterized. The transcript has a single exon. The coding region runs from base 1 to 909 and encodes 302 amino acids. Lineage: Eukaryota; Fungi; Ascomycota; Saccharomycetes; Saccharomycetales; Saccharomycetaceae. The record is from RefSeq and is a predicted model, not a curated record.